AUGAUUUGUAAGAUUUAUAAGAAAAGCAAUGCAAGGGCCCUGAGCCUCUUGUUAAUUCUGAAGAUGGGCAAGAAAAAGGGCAUGUCUGCUAGCGUGAAGCGCCAAAGAGACAAGCUACGAAAGAGAGAGAUGAGGCAGCGGCAGCUCCUUUCAUCCACAGAUGAUCCACAAGAUGGUUCGAUGCUCGAGUCUGCUGUCCCCUGCGGGACAGUAGAAGGAGCUGUUUCAGCUCCCCCUGGUAAUUUUCCAGGGCAAGGUUCUAUAGGGUUUCCGCCUAUUGAGGAAAAACCCUUGGCCAGAAUGCAGGCCUCUCUUCGCGAGAAAAUGCAUUCAAAUGCCCUGAGUAUCGCAUCCUCUCAGGGAAGUCGUCUGUGUGCCCGAAACGGAGGCAUGGCACCGUCCCCUGACUCCCCACCGUGGGUUUGUACUCCACCGAGAGUACCUGAGCCGGACACCGUGCACGUGUCUGGCUCAGCAGGUCAGGCGCAGCUGGAUAUGUCAUCCUCUCAGGGGGAUGAGUCCAGCAGGAUACUAAAAGAUGCAAUGGAUUUUGAAACGGAUUUUAAAACGGAUUUUAAAACGGAUAUUGAAACGGAUAUUGAAAUGAAUAUUGAAACAAAUAUGAGAAUGGAUACUGAUACAAAUAUGAGAAUGAAUACUGAUACAAAUAUGAGAAUGGAUACUGAUACAAAUAUGAGAACAAAUACUGAUACAAAUAUGAGAAUGGAUACUGAUACAAAUAUGAGAAUGGAUACUGAUACAAAUGUGAAAAUGAAUACUGAUGAAAAUAUGAAAAUGAAUACUGAAAGAAAUGUCAUAAAUGUCCAAGAACAAAAUGAGUGCAUAAAUGAUGACUAUAUUGAAAAUGACUCAAGUUUCAGAUUUGAGAGACAAUACACUGGCAAAUUGAUUGAUGCUGAAUUUCCAAGUGCAAGUGAAAGCAGACAACAAGCAGACAUCAAGAAAUCUAUCCAAGGUUCUUUUCAUCAGGGUAACUUAAUGUUUGGUGAGAAUGCGGGUACACAGUGUGUAGCAAACUCCUUAGUAGCUUUAGCAUACCAUAAGUUAAAGAAUUCUAAACACUGGCAAGCAACAGAUAUGGACAAUGUGUUGGUAAUGGGGGAUGAGUUGUACACUUUCUUGCAGCGUAGUUCUUGUGUAAAUAGCAGAUACCUUUUGGUUAAUGAGUUACCACAGUUUUUUGAAUGCUUUAAUACAGUGUAUGAGUUGAAAGCAGAUGAAUCGUUAUGCAGUUUGAUAAAUUUAUCAGAUACUGAACCAAACUAUGAUGACUUUCAUGCAUAUUUCCUUUUAGAUGCUUUGCAUAUUGCCCUAUCUGAAACUGAUGGAUGUUUUGUGUGUUUUAGGGGAAAUACUUUUUUGAUUGGGAAAACGAAUGAUCAAUUUUUCACGUUUGAUUCUCACUCCAGGACUGCUGAAGGAUAUAUGAGUGUGAAUGGAUGCAGUACAAGGAUACUUCAUGAAUCAAUUGAAGAUGUUUACAACCAUGUUCUUUCAUUAGCACUGUCAAUGGGAUAUUCUGAAAUGAUUGACUGUGAAAUAACAGGUGUGAAAUGUUCUAUUAGGAAAAUUGAGGCAGAUAAGAAACAAAAUGGUAUGCAUUCUAGUUCAAAUCUUCAAUUAGUCCCUGAUGAUGAUGUUGAAGUUGUUUCAACAGAAAGUCACAAAAUUAGCUUUAGGCCACUCUCUGCUGAUAAGAAAAUUGAUCUUUGUGAAACUUUAGGGAUAUCAUUGUCAAAUUAUGAAGAAGUGAGGGAACCAACCGUCUUUAUCCAGGAAGCAGAAGGACCUGAAAAUUGUAGUGGAAAGAAAGUUAAAGGUUUUUGUGGCGUUGAUAAGAAAUUGAGAGCAGCAAAACUAAAGUACUGGACAGAUCGAGCAUUUAGAUUAAGAGCAAUAUCACAGAGAAAAGAAAGAUACAGAAGUAAUGAAGUCUACAAUGCAAAAGAAACUGUGAAACAAAAAAGUGCAGAAAAGUAUAAGAAAGACCAAAUACAUAGAGCAGAUGUUAAAAAAAGAAGUACAGAAAAGUACAAGAAAGAUGAAGAACAUCGAGCAGAUGUUAAAAGAAGAAGUACAGACAAGUACAAGAAAGAUGGAGAACAUCGAGCAGACGUUAAAAGAAGAAGUACAGACAAGUACAAGAAAGAUGGAAAACAUCGAGCAGACGUUAAAAGAAGAAGUACAGACAAGUACAAGAAAGAUGAAGAUCAUAGGUAUAUGCUGAAGGCAGCUAGUAAGGUAAAAUACCACUGUAGUGCUGAUGGAAAGAAACGCAAGAAGGAAAAUGUGCUUAAACAGAGACAAGCAAUGAAAGUGAAGCUAGAGGAUGAAGAUGAAGUUGUCAAAUUAUUUAAGGAAAAUGUAAGGAAUGGGCCAGAAUACACUUGUUGCUGUUGUCAUCGUUUAUUGUUUGAAAAUCAAGUUCAAGGAUGUACAUUUGAAAUGUAUGAGAAAAACCAGAAAGCAAUGGAAAUUGCAAAGAUAUGCAUCAAUAACACAUAUGUUCAUGAGUGCACAAUGUCUUGUUCAACGCAAUGCAAAAAAUCAUCAUUAUGGAUCUGUUUUACAUGUCAUAGGAAAAUACUUAGUGGUAAAAUUCCAGGAGAAGCAGCUGCAAAUAAAAUGACUCUUGAAGAAAUUCCACAUCAACUAAGUAAUUUAAACAGUUUAGAGCAACAUCUCAUUGCUUUACAUAUUCCCUUUAUGAAAGUGAUGUCUCUCCCACAAGGUGGUCAAAGAAAUGUACAUGGGCCUGUUGUAUGUGUACCUUCAAACAUGAGAAAAGCAACAAGCUUACCGCGAAAUGAAAGUGAAAAUAUGUUGCUACGUGUGAAGCUGAAACGGAAGUUAUCUUAUAAGGGUUACUUUGAAUAUCAGUUUGUGAAUUCAGAACAUAUACAUACAGCACUGGACUACUUGAAGAAAAACAACAGAUGGUAUCAAGAUGUUGUGAUCAAUUGUACAUGGAAACAAAACUGUGAGGAAGGUGAUUUGAUUUUGAAUGGUUCUAAUGAAUGUGAAGAAGAGGAAUUAAGAUCGGAACAGACAGAAAGUCAAGAGGUGGUUUCAGACACAUGCUUACAACCUGUGGAUAUUGCACAAGAGGUCCUUGAUCACUACUUUGAUGAUGUUUACAAUAUAGCUCCAGGGGAAGGACAAAAUCCUGUACGUAUGUUGCAAGAAGAAGGGAAUGAAGCAAAGACAUUUCCACAUUUAUUUCCAAGCGGAAAUUUUUCUUGGAAUGAAAAUAGAGAGGAAAAGAUAACCCUUGCCAGAUAUUUUAACAACAGACUUAUGAACACUGAUAAUAGAUUUGCAAAAGACACAAAUUACAUCUUCUUCUCACAGUACAUGUCUGAAUUAAACCAAGUGAUUGAGAAAACACAAAUUUCAGUGCGCAAGUCAGUAUCACAACUUAAUGGUGGAAAAUCUGUAACAUCAGAUAUGUUGCAAGACCCAGAAGUACUCUCUAAUCUGCUGAGGAACAAUGAGGCUUUAAGGUUUAUGCAGCCAAUUCGAGGAACACCUGCAUACUGGUCAGCAACACAGAAAGACUUAUUUGCUAUGCUUCGACAACUUGGUAUUCCUACAUGGUUCUGCUCUUUUUCUGCAGCUGAAUUCAGGUGGAAUGAUAUUGUGGGAUCAAUAUUACGUCAUGAAAAUGAUACAACAGACCCUUCUGAUUUAGACUGGGCAGAAAAAAGUGAAAUUUUGAGAAAAAAUCCAGUGACCGUAGCCAGAAUGUUUGAAAAUAGAUUCCAUAUUUUCCAGAGGGAUGUAAUAUUGUCUCCAUCAAACCCAAUAGGAAAUGUCAUUGAUUAUUUUAUCAGAGUUGAAUUUCAGCAAAGAGGUUCCCCACACAUGCAUUGCUUGUACUGGGUUGAAAAUGCACCGAAAUUCAACAUAGAUAGCGAUGAGACAGUUUGUGAUUUUAUUGAUAGGUAUGUCACAUGUGCUUUGCCUACUGAUAAUGAGAACCCAGAACUUCGACAAAUCGUCUUAGCUGUACAACAACAUAGCAAGAGUCACUCAAAGUCAUGCAGAAAAAAAGGAACAGAGUGCAGAUUCAAUUUUCCAAGACCACCAUCAGAGAAAACCUUUAUAACAAAACAAUGUGAGGAAGAGGAUGACAUUUCUGAUGAUGAUGGGAUAUUGAACAAAUCUCAGGCAAAGGAUAUUUUGUUGAGUGUUUGGAAUGAAGUAUUGGAUGAUGUGAAUGCACUUAAGACAACUGAAGAAAUAUUCAGCAACAUCCACCUUACACAAGACGUAUAUGAGAUAGCACACAAGUUGUUGUCGACAAGAACAAGUACCAUAUUAAGAAGAAAUCCUAAUGAAAUGUGGACAAAUCAGUACAAUCCAUGCCUUCUCAGAUGUUGGGAUGCAAACAUGGACAUACAAUAUGUUCUAGACCCCUUUAGCUGCAUCGUGUACAUUAUAUCAUAUAUAUCAAAGUCAGAAAGAGAAAUGGGAAUGCUUUUAAAGCAAACACAAGUAGAGGCAAUAGAAGGCAAUUUAAGUGCCCGUCAAACAAUGAGAACAAUAGGAUCAGCAUAUCUUAAUCAGAGGGAGGUCAGUGCCCAAGAAGCAGUUUACAGAGUCUGUAAUCUGAGAAUGAAGGAGAGUUCAAGGAAAGUGGUUUUUGUUCCUGUUGGUGAAAAUCCCACUCGUUUAAGUAAACCUCUUUCUCAAAUGCAAAACAAAGAGAGAAAGGAGUGCAAUGAUGAAAACUUUGAAUGUGAUGAUGAUGAAGACAUAUGGAUGACAAAUAUUGUAGAGAGGUAUGAAAAUCGUCCUGACUUACAUUUGUUUGAUAAAAUGUGUCUUGCAGAAUUUUGUUCCUAUUAUAGAGUGCUUGCUAAAUCUCAGAUUCCUAAAGGAGAAAAUGAAAAUGUUUAUGAAUUGAAGAAUGGAAAAGGGUACAUUCAAAAAAGAACAAGGGGAAAACCAGCUGUUAUCAGAUAUCCUAGAUUCAAUCCAGAAAACACACCAGAAAAAUAUUAUCAAUCAGUAUUGCAGCUUUUUCUUCCAUAUGUCACACAAGAUCAACUGAAACCACCUGGAUUUGAAUUUUACCAGACAUUUUUUGAAACUGGAUUUGUGAGGCUGAAAUCUGAGAUUCGUUUACAACCAGUAAAAACUUUGGUGGAAGGUAAUCAGUCCAAAUUCUCAAAAAAUGAAGAUGCUAUUGAUAAUGCUCAAGAGGUUUUUGAACUUUAUGGUGAACCUGAGGAUGCGUGGGCAAAACUUUGUCCUGAAACAGAAAUGAAUAGAAAGGAGUGUUUAGAUGAAAAAAAGGCGACUGAGAAAUUAGAAGAUAAAAAACCAGAAGUCACUCAUGAAAUUGAAAACAAUUCUUCAGACUUGUUGUAUCACAUUACAGAGAAUUCCAAUUCAAGGCAAGAAAUGCUUCCGCUUUUGAGAAGAUUAAAUGAAAAACAAAAGGAGGUCUUUUACAUAGUUCGUGACUGGUGCUUGAAGAAAGUUAAUGGAGAGAAUAUGGAACCAUUGCAUAUCUUUGUCACAGGGGGUGCUGGAACAGGAAAAAGCCAUUUGAUCAAGGUUAUACAUUAUGAAGCUUCUCGUAUUCUUGAAAAAUUACUUUCAUCUCCAGAUGAUGUAUCUGUUCUUCUCACAUCUUUUACUGGCACCGCUGCAUUUAAUAUACGGGGCAAUACACUUCACCAUGCUUUUUCUUUGCCAAUAGCUCUACGAAUUCCAUAUGAACCUCUGAAUGAGCAAAACUUGAGUGCAAUAAGAUCCAAGUUAGAAAAAUUGCAGAUCUUGGUCAUUGAUGAAAUAUCUAUGGUUCACAAGAGGCUUUUGUAUUAUAUUCAUGAGCGUCUUGUUCAAAUUAAGAAGUGUAAAGAACCAUUUGGUGGUGUAUCUAUCUUAGCAGUUGGAGAUUUCUACCAACUUCCUCCAGUAAAGCAACGAAAAGCAGAGAGAUUGUAUAAUGAAAAUGAAGAAUACCCAGUAGACUAUUGGUUAGACUUUUUCAAAAUGGUAGAGUUGGACGAAAUAAUGAGACAACGAGAAGAUGCAAACUUUGCUUCAAUUUUGAAUUCGUUACGAAUUCGGACAAUAGAAGAACCCCUGUCACAAAAGGCUAAAGUGAUGCUUUCAGAGUGUAUAAGAGAUGGGCCAGAGGACGUUCUGCAUGUAUAUCCCACAAACGAAGAAGCAAAUGAACAUAACCUCAAGAUUUUGAAGGAAAAGUGUGGAGAUUUAAUUGAAGUAAAUGCUGAAGAUUAUCAAAAAGAUAGAACGACAGGUAAGCUCACAUUACGUGAAAAACCUUUCAUUAGGACAAGAACAGAUGGAUUAUCCUCUUCCCUGCUCAUUUCUGUGAAUGCUAGGGUGAUGCUUACAAGAAACAUAAAUGUGGAUGAUGGACUUGUUAAUGGUGCGAUGGGACACAUUUCUUCUAUUGAGUUUGGAAAAGGUGAGCAGAGAAAUAGAGUGGAAGGAAUUGGUGUGAUAUUUGAUAGCAAAGAUACUGGAAGGAAGGAAGGAAAGUUUACGCCGCAAGGACAUCUAGUCUAUAUUCAAAGAGUACAAGAAGACAUCAGAGAAAAAAACACGAAAAAUGUAGUUAGACGUCAAUUUCCUUUAAAAUUAUCAUGGGCUUGUACAGCACAUAAAGUUCAAGGAAUGACAACCAACAGUGUUGUAGUUAAUUUAGAUAGAACAUUUGCUCCAGGACAGGCAUAUGUAGCUAUUAGUAGAGUCACUUCUCAGAAUGGCUUAUUCAUUGAGACAAGUAAUGAAAAUGCAUUACAGAAGAAAAUUUAUGCUGAUCAAGAUGUGAAAUCUGCCCUGAGUAAAAUGCAGAAAUUAAUAUCAAACCAAAAUGAUGCAAAUAUGAUCAACUCUGAUAAUCACAAAACAAUCAUUUUAUUCAAUGUGCAGAGUUUAAGAGGUCAUUUUCAAGACCUUCAAUGUGACAGCAGAUUUCUGAAUACAAACUUUAUAUGUUUGACAGAGACAUGGUUGAAAGGCAGUGAGAAUGUGAAAGAUUUUGAAAUUCAAAACUUUGAAUUUUGCCAUGUUACAAGGGAACAAUCUUAUGAUGAAAGUGUGGACAAUUUUGUCAAGCUUUGCAAAUCCAAAGGAGGUGGUGUUGGAAUGUACAAGAAGAAAAAUGAAAAAACUUUGAUUCACGAGUUACCACAAAAAAAUAUAGAAGGAAUGGCAGUAGAACUAUGUGAGGAAAACACUGUACUUAUAAUUAUUUAUCGACCAAGUCAACUAAGUGUAAGAGUUUUUCUCGAUGGCCUCCAAAAAGUUUUGGAUUAUUUCAAAGAACAGUUUUCCAAAUGUAUUAUACUGGGUGACUUUAAUGAAGAUGCAAAAUGCAAAGGACCUAUACAAGAAUUGAUAGAGUCUAAAGGAUUUCAGCAAAAAGUUAAUUUUUCAACUACAGAGGGUGGUACAAUUUUGGAUCAUGUUUAUGUUCCAGAACUCAUUCAAGCUGAU
Messenger RNA from Saccostrea cuccullata (small rock oyster), 7503 nucleotides. RefSeq lists its product as uncharacterized. The record is from RefSeq and is a predicted model, not a curated record. Gene Ontology annotation, biological process: DNA repair; telomere maintenance. The annotation marks the transcript as partial. NCBI's taxonomy places the organism in Eukaryota, Metazoa, Mollusca, Bivalvia, Ostreida, Ostreidae. Gene Ontology annotation, molecular function: DNA helicase activity; ATP hydrolysis activity. The transcript has 4 exons.